UCGCGCGCGCAUCCUACGUAGCGACCGCCCCAUCGGUAAUGUUCUAAAAUACGGACAGUAUCGGUAAAGUUGAACGAACUUUACCGAAAAAUCAGUGUUACAUGUUUAGAGGACUGUGUAAUUUAUUGCGACGUUCCUCGGGACGAUCGAUCACAUCGGCGACAUCGAUAACCGAGACAUCCUUUCGUUCCCGAUAAAUUAUUUAUGCUCAUUAAUUGUGAUGAACGAGACCAGUCGCAUUCCCUGUGAUUACUCAUUUAUGACGCGUUGAAACUGAGCUUUUUUUGGGACUCGAUUGAUUUUGGAAUGUGCCAGUAAGAUGGAGACAUUAGUACUGAUUCCGCAGGAGUUGAGCCUGGCGCUGAGGCCAGGGGGUGCCCGAGGUCGGGAGGCGUCUGUGAGCGUGUGGACAUCCACAGAAAUACAAAGAGGUGCGCUACUGUAUCCGUUCCAAGGCACGAUAAGGAUUGAUAAGCUCCAUGUCUACUCGUACGUGCCAGAUCAUGAUAUACGGCAUAGAUUCGGGUUGUUUGAUGAAGUUUGUACAUCCGGUGGAGUGCAAGUAAGGCAUUGUAAUUGGGUGCGAUUCUUGCGAGUUUCAGAAAAUUAUGGACCACAAGUGAACCUAGUCUGCACCAAGGUCAAGGGUGAGCCGGUGUACGAAGCUGUUAAAGCUAUAUCACCUCACACGGAGUUGGUCGUGUAUUAUUUACCUGAAAGGCCUGAGGAGUUAUUCUUUGUUAGGAUGAGGAAUAAUUUGUAUAGGCAGACGAUGGAUUCUAUUUUGGAGGAUUCACCGUUAGAUCUGUCUACUUCCCUCCUUUCUCGAAUAUUAUUACCAAUUUCACCUCCUUCGGGGCCUGAAGACGAGCAUAAGUCUGUUUCUGGUGAUUCUCUUACAUCAUCAUCAGCGGGUUCUUCGAGUGAACUGUUAGAUAUGACCCCAAAAAUCCAAAGAAGGCCAGCGAAGUCAGAGAGGGCUUUAUUACCUUGUGAAGUUUGUGGAAAGGCUUUUGAUAGGCCGUCAUUACUAAAGAGACACAUGCGAACGCACACGGGUGAAAAACCUCACGUGUGCAUGGUCUGCAAUAAAGGUUUCAGCACAUCAAGUAGUCUAAAUACACAUAGAAGGAUACAUUCAGGGGAGAAGCCUCAUCAGUGCCAGCAUUGUGGAAAACGUUUCACGGCCAGCUCUAACUUGUACUACCACAGAAUGACUCAUAUAAAGGAAAAGCCGCACAAAUGCAGCCUGUGCUCCAAGUCCUUCCCAACUCCAGGAGACCUGAAGUCACAUAUGUACGUCCACAGCGGCUCCUGGCCUUACAAGUGUCACAUUUGUUCCAGAGGCUUCUCAAAACACACCAAUCUGAAGAACCAUCUGUUCUUGCAUACCGCAAAACAUCAAAGAAACACCGCCAAGGAAGCCACCUGAAAAAACAAAUAAUGAUGUAAAUAAUAAUAUAUCUGUAUAUGUUUAUUCAUAGAACAUAUAAAAAGUGUGAUAUUAGACGUAGUUAGAUGUAAGAAUAAUUUAUUUCCUUAUGUAGAUUUUACUUAUAAAGUGAUAAGUAUCGAUAAAACCACUUUUUCAUGAUGAUAUUUAAAAUUUAACUAAUUUUAAAACAAUUAUUUAGUGGUGUAAGUUAUCAGUUGAAAUGUGUGACUAACAAAAUUGUUAUAUCUAUGACUAGCUGCCGCGGUUUCACCUGCGUGGAUCCGCUCCUAUUGGUUUGAGCGUGAUGAUAUAUCAUAUAUAGCCUAUAGCUUUCCUCGAUGAAUGGGCUAUCUAACACCGAAAGAAUUAUACAAAUCGGACCAGUAUAGUUCCUGAGAUUAGCGCGUUCAAACAAAUAAACAAACAAACUCUUCAGCUUUAUAAUAUUAGUAUAGAUAAAGCAUACAAUUACAGUGAUUCAUACAUGAAAUUUUAUAUUAUUUACCUUGAGUAAAUUAUUUACAAUGCUUUUGAAAUGACUGAAAAUUCAUGUACUUUCAGGAUAAUUGUAUAUUAAUAAUAUUAUGUAUUAAACAAUACAAUAUUCAUUUAUAAAUGGUUAAAACUGUAUAUAUUAGUUGUAAGUAUCCUACAUAGUAUUAUGUAGACAAUGACGUUAAAAUAUACUAACAUUAUGUUUGUAUAUUGUGAUUAUCGCGUCCGUCCAA
Colias croceus (clouded yellow) is the source of this 2163-nucleotide messenger RNA. Its product is annotated as zinc finger protein 177-like. NCBI's taxonomy places the organism in Eukaryota, Metazoa, Arthropoda, Insecta, Lepidoptera, Pieridae. Gene Ontology annotation, cellular component: nucleus. Bases 320 to 1432 code for a protein of 370 amino acids. The transcript is spliced from 7 exons. The record is from RefSeq and is a predicted model, not a curated record.